Rotaria socialis is the source of this 1935-nucleotide messenger RNA. NCBI's taxonomy places the organism in Eukaryota, Metazoa, Rotifera, Eurotatoria, Philodinida, Philodinidae. The record is from the annotation of a GenBank genome assembly.
AUGUUUUGGAAUAAAAAUGGAGCAACAACUGAAUCAGUUGUCAAUGAUUAUUUGACAUGGCGUUUAAAGAAUAAAUCAUCAUCAUCAACAACUAAUCGAUUGUUUACUAUUGUUCAUAAAAUUGGUUCUGAUUGUGAACGAAUCUAUACUCCUCAACAGUCUAUAUUUUAUUUUCAAUAUGUUCCAUCAUUUUCAUUAAACAAUUGUCCCUCGGCUCGGAAUAUAACAACAAGACAACAAUGUGAAACAACGUCCGAUCAUCAUUGGAAAAAUCAACAAUAUAAUUUUGACAAUUUAGGUCACGCAUUAUUAGCUCUAUUUGUUUUAUCGUCACGAGAUGGUUGGGUACAAAUAAUGUAUAAUGGGAUUGAUGCUGUUGAUAUUGAUAUGCAACCAAUAAGAAACUAUAGUGAAGUUAAAUUAGUUUAUUUUAUUUCAUUUUUAUUACUUGUUGGCUUUUUCGUAUUGAACAUGUUUGUUGGUGUAGUUGUGGAAAAUUUUCAUAUAUGUCGUGCUAAACAAGAACGCGAAGAAAAAGCAAAACGUACAGCUAAACGAGCCAAAAAACUAGAACGUCAACGGCGUCGUAUGCGUGAAGUACCAUAUUAUGCAGAUUUUUCGCCAUCGAGAAGACGUUUACAUAAUCUAUGCAGUAGUAAAUAUUUUGAUUUAACUAUUGCAGCUGUUAUUGGUCUUAAUGUUAUUACAAUGUCAUUUAAAUUUUAUUUCAUGCCACCGGCUUUUGAUAUGACUCUUGAUUAUUGCAAUUAUGUAUUUACAAGUGUAUUUACAAUUGAAUUAAUAUCAAAGAUUAUUGCUCUAGGACCAUUUCGAUAUUUUAAAGACAAAUGGAACCGACUUGAUAUCGUCAUUGUUGUUUUAUCGAUAGUUGGUAUUGCGUUGGAAAAAAUGAAUAAUGGACAUAUAUGGCCUAUCAAUCCAACUCUUAUACGUGUUAUGAGAGUAUUAAGAAUCGCACGAGCUCUAAAAUUAGUGAAAAUGGCGAAAGGUAUUCGAUCUUUAUUAGAUACAGUUAUUCAAGCACUUCCACAAGUUGGAAACUUGGGUCUUUUAUUUUUUCUUCUUUUCUUCAUCUUUGCUGCACUUGGCGUUGAAUUAUUUAGCAAAUUAGAAUGUAGUGACGAACGCCCAUGUAGUGGACUCGAUAAACAUGCGCAUUUUAAAGAUUUUGGUAUGGCAUUUUUAACACUAUUUCGUAUUGCAACUGGUGAUAAUUGGAAUGGGAUUAUGAAAGAAUCUAAUCAAAUGAUGGCUGAUGAUACUGAACUAGAUGAAGAAAUCGAACGGCACUUAGAAGCUGACGCAUGUGAUUGUCAUUAUUUUGAACAACCACUACUUGAUCAGAAAGAUUUCGAUGCAAAUUUCAUUCUAUUUCUGAAUGAGAGUGACAUACAUUUUUUUCCAUUAACAAAACAGUUAUCUGUACCACCCAAUUUUACGUAUAAUUCUUUGAAUUCAUUAUUAGAAAAUUUGGACAAAGGUACAACAUUUAAUGAUUUAUCAAUAUCAUUGAUUGACAAUUCACCAUCUUGUAUUCUGCCAUCAAGAGUAGAUAAAACAAAUUUUUCAAAUAACGUCGAAGAAAAUGGUUCAUUAACUACUCAAAUAAGUUCCGAAACCUUGAACAAAACAACAGCAAUUAUUUUUCAUCAUCAUUCGAAUUCCGCUCCAAGACAUGGUCAAAAAAACGAUAUUACCAAACAAAACAUAAAUCUUUCAUCAGAAAACAAGCAAAUUGAAAAUAAAACUCGAUCAUUGUCUACAUCAUCGUUACGAAUUCAUUCAGAAGGCCAUCAAAAUCUUACCGAUGAUAAUGUUGGCCAAUCCGUAUCACGUAAUAUCAUCAAGCAUGAUAAAUCGAGUAAACAUAAAAAAUAUGAAUUCCGUCCAAAUUUGAAUUUAUAUGACAAAUAA